GGUGGGGACACACCAGGACCACGCUGCUUGGAAGUGAAGUUUCUUUGGAGGGGACUGUUUCCCCAUUUCUGCAGCUCCUGACACAGGACGCCGUAGCAGCAGCAAGGUCGUCUGGGCUCCUCUGAUGGCAGGGGUCCUGGGACAGCGACCAGGGAAUGAAGAAUCCUGAGGGGGGACAUGGAGCUGCUGCCAGGCUGGGGGCCCCCCACCUGGUGCCCAGUGCCCAAGGCCGACGCCCUGAGUCUGGCCUUGUACUUCCUGCUCCUGGGGUCCCCCCACUGCACCCAGGCGGUACCUGUAUGCAAAGAGGAGGAGUUCCCCGUGAGGAGCCAGUGCUGCCCCAAGUGUAGCCCAGGUUACCACGUGAAGGAGGCCUGUGGGGAGUUCACGGGCACACUGUGUGUUCCCUGCACUGCGGGGACCUACACCGCCCACCUCAACGGCCUGAGUGAGUGUCUGCAGUGCCGAGUCUGUGACCCAGCAAUGGGCCUGGUGACCCGGCAGAAGUGCUCCAGCACAAAGAACACUGUGUGCAGCUGCGACCAAGGCCACUUCUGCGUGAGAGAGGAUGGGGACGACUGUGCCGAGUGCAGGCCCCACAGUGUCUGCAGGCCAGGCCAGAGGCUGCAGGAAAGAGGCACCGAGUGGCAGGACACGGUGUGUGCAGACUGCCUGCCCGGGACUUUCUCUCCCAAUGGGAGUCUGGCGGAGUGUCAGCUAUGGACCAAGUGCAGCAGCCUGCUGCAGGUGGAAUCAGGCCCCGGGACCAGCAGCACAGAUGCCAUCUGCUCCUUCUGGCCACUUUGGGUCCUAUUGGCUGUCAUCCUUCUCAUUGCCAUUCUUGGGCUCUUUUUCUUGUUCACGGUGACGAAAUACAGAAAGUUACUUGGAAGAUGCACCCAAAUGAUAUACUUUCCUCAGAGUAACAGACGGAGGGCAGAAGAAGACGCCCCAGCUGUCCAGGUCCUGCAGGUCUCACAGCCCCUGCCAGACGUCACCACAGAGGCCGUGGAGGAGACAACAUCCAUGUCCCUUAAGAGGGACCAACCAGCUGAUAAAUGGCCCCAGAAUGCACAUGACUGAGCCAUCUCCACUGCACCUGAUAAAAGCUGCCAGGCCCCCGAGGACCAAAUGUGGGGACCAGGGAGCUGGUGGGACCCACUCCUGGAUGCCUUAGCCUCCACCCAGCAGAGGAAGAGACCAGUUACUGCUCAGAAGGCUUUGGGGACCCCACACACCUCCUCAUCAAACGCAUGAGAUGCCUUAAACUUUCCUUCACCUGUGUGCUCACUGGCACCCUGAGGACUCACCCACGUGAGCCUCUUGACUCUGGGCCGCCUGCUCACUGCAGGAUGGGCCUGCGGCCACCUACCUCCUGGGGCUGGGACUGGGCUGAAGGGCCAUGAACGUGACAUUAUGUACCUGCCACGCUGCACAGAGAACUGACGCAUUCCUGGCUGAAAAAUGAGUCCCUGUCUCGGUGGCGUUGGCCCUCACCUGCACAGGUGAGCCCAACAGCGUUCAGGACCUGCCAGCCAGGACAAGCACCAGGAGGCUGGCAACCUCCAUCCCUCUGGCAGGCAAAGAAAAAAACCCGUGAGACGUCUCCUACACAGUAAAGAACUGGGCAUUUCUGCUCCAAGGGCAUUUAAGGAUCUGGGCAGCGGCAGGGGAGGGCCCGGGCAGCUCCACUUCAUUCCAGACGCUCAGGAGCAAGGCCGAGAGGUGAGCCCUGAGGUCUGGGGUUGAUCCAGUGCCUUCGCCCACCCCCAUUAGACCUACCCCAACCUAGAAGGAAUGGGGACCCUUGUCCCCUAAGGGGUCAUGCACUGGUUGAGGUGCACUGGGACUUGAUGGUGACUCCUGGCUGCCCAAGCUUGCAUCCUUCAGGGCUUGGGGAGAAGGCACUGUGCUGGCCAAGGUGGCUGUGGGCAGGCGAGAAAGCAACUUAUGUGAACUUGGACAUGACUCUCCGGUUGGAUACUGGAUGGACGGGGUGUUGUGGGGACACUUUGGGGCCCAUACACACUGAGUGGGCAGAGAGGUGUUGAGUUGUGAGCGCCACCCUUGGAUGUGAGGACCCGUUUCCCAUGCCCUGGCUCUGGGACUCUCACUUCUCCAAGGAGCCCUGGUUGUUUUGAUGGAGGAUGGUUUGGGAAGCCACCGUGUGCAGCCUAGAGUACUCACUGUCACUGGGAUGUCAUGCUUUGAGGGUUUCUUGGUGGGCACAGUAGGGAAUGUGGAUCACAAAGUGGUUGAAGGCUGUCUUGUGAGACAAAUCAGGGACAAUUUUAGCACCAAAAGAAAUGACGAUAGCCAUGGAUGAGAUCCAUUGAAGAAAGUGAGAAACCACGAGUGAACUAACUACAGUGGAGAGCAAACUGUGUCACCCUUGGGUGUCUCUCCAGUAGUCACUGUCCAGGUAAUUCAUCGAUGGGUGACACUGAUGGCUAUUUUCAAAGCAUCUUGCCAAAAUAUACUUUGUUUUAGAUGAA
Molecule: messenger RNA, 2495 nt
Organism: Hipposideros armiger (great roundleaf bat)
Lineage: Eukaryota; Metazoa; Chordata; Mammalia; Chiroptera; Hipposideridae
Gene: TNFRSF14
Product: TNF receptor superfamily member 14
Exons: 10
Coding region: 178-1083 (301 amino acids)
Biological process (GO): negative regulation of alpha-beta T cell proliferation; positive regulation of peptidyl-tyrosine phosphorylation; positive regulation of cytokine production involved in immune response
Cellular component (GO): external side of plasma membrane
Molecular function (GO): protein binding
Source: RefSeq, a predicted model, not a curated record